AUGGAAGGGGAAUGUUUGUGCAAAGCGGUCCGAGUCAAAGUCAACGACGACAAUCUGUUCGGCGACCAGCGAAGAGGCCAUCUCUGCCACUGUGCCAGCUGCCGCAAAGUCGCGGGAGGGCCCUUCGGAGCGAAUCUCAUCAUCGAGGAGGAGAAAGUCGAGUUUCCCAAGGGCAAAGAUAACCUCCGAGUAUACGAGGACCCAGAAACACUGAGCGGAACGCCUGUGCAGAGAUACUUUUGCCAAACAUGCGGCGUGCCCAUCAUGAGCAUGACGCCCCUGCUCAAAGGGAAAAUCGUCUUGAAACUGGGAAUUUAUGCCAAAUUGCCCGUGCCGGAAUGGGAGAGUUUCGCAUCCCGGCGACAGGCCUGGGAGAAGCCAGUCGAAGGGGCAGUGCAGUAUAAGACCAAA
Capronia coronata CBS 617.96 is the source of this 411-nucleotide messenger RNA. RefSeq lists its product as uncharacterized. The annotation marks the transcript as partial. The transcript is spliced from 5 exons. Gene Ontology annotation, molecular function: carbon-sulfur lyase activity. NCBI's taxonomy places the organism in Eukaryota, Fungi, Ascomycota, Eurotiomycetes, Chaetothyriales, Herpotrichiellaceae. The record is from RefSeq and is a predicted model, not a curated record.